This is a messenger RNA of Erinaceus europaeus (western European hedgehog), 3347 nucleotides long. It is a transcript of the gene PHTF1, whose product is annotated as putative homeodomain transcription factor 1. Gene Ontology annotation, cellular component: endoplasmic reticulum. The record is from RefSeq and is a predicted model, not a curated record. The coding region runs from base 540 to 2834 and encodes 764 amino acids. The transcript has 19 exons. NCBI's taxonomy places the organism in Eukaryota, Metazoa, Chordata, Mammalia, Eulipotyphla, Erinaceidae.
GCAAAAGCCGGAAAGCGGAAGUCGCGGCCGGCCGGCCGGCUGCACGGGAGUCUGCGGCUUGGCUCCCGCGGCUGAGUCAAGGCCGCCGGGCCGCCCGGCGAGGACGCUGCUCGCCCGGGCCUGGGGCUUUAAGCCCGGCUGUCGGCCUCUUGCUGUUGUCGUGGCGAAUGGCGGCCUAGCGAAACCCAGAUUCCCACCUCCCCUCUACACACACACUCGCUUCGCUUUAUCUUCCUCUCCCCGCUUCUCGGCGUAUUUUAGGGUCCACCCGGGUGGCCUCGCAGGCCGUGCAGGGCGGCAGGCGGCCCCCCUUCGACGCCGGGCGGCCAGCUAUCCCCGGGGCUGAGGCGGCCUCCGCGGUCUCCAUGGUAACGACCCCGCUGGCGUCUCCGCCUUGGGGGGAAGAUGCGGCCUGCGGGGCCAGCCGCCUUGCUCGGGGCCUCUCGGCCCGGCUGGGGCCACUGAGGAGGGAGGUCCCGGCCGCCGGACUGCCGGGCAGCGGGCACCAGUGAAAUCCCAUUCUCCGGCUGGAGACACAGAUGGCCUCAAAUGAGAGAGAUGCCAUAUCGUGGUACCAAAAGAAGAUUGGAGCAUAUGAUCAGCAGAUAUGGGAAAAGUCAAUCGAACAAACUCAGAUUAAGGGCUUCAAAAACAAACCAAAAAAGAUGGGUCAUAUAAAGCCAGAUUUAAUUGAUGUCGACUUAAUCAGAGGCUCAACAUUUGCCAAAGCCAAACCUGAAAUUCCGUGGACAUCUCUGACUCGGAAAGGAAUUGUUCGAGUUGUGUUUUUCCCAUUGUUCAGCAAUUGGUGGAUUCAGGUUACCUCUUUAAGAAUCUUCAUUUGGCUGCUAGUGCUUUACCUCAUGCAAGUUAUAGCACUUGUGUUAUAUUCUAUGAUGCCUAUUGUGAAUGUAAGCGAAGUACUUGGACCCUUGUGCCUUAUGUUACUCAUGGGAACUGUCCACUGUCAAAUUGUGUCUACUCAGAUAACAAAGCCACCAGGAAACAAUGGAAAUCGGAGAAGAAGAAAAUUACGAAAAACUGUAAAUGGUGAUGGGAACCGAGAAAAUGGAAAUAACUUCUCUGAUAAAGUCAAAGGAGUAGAAACCUUGGAAUCUGUGCCAUUUAUCAGUGGUUUUUGGGGUAAUCUCUUUGGCAACAGGGCUAAAAGAGUAAAAUUAAUAUGCAACAAAGGGACUGAAACUGACAAUGAUGUGAGCUGUCUGCAUCCUAUUAUUAAGAAGAGACAGGGUGAACCACAGAGUAAAAUGAGGCAAAAAAAAGAGAAAGCAAAAUUCUCAGAUGGAGAAAAAUGUCAUAGGGAGAAUUUUAGGCACUUGGGUAGUGGUAAUGGAGUGUCAGAUGAUCUGUCAAGCGAGGAAGAUUGUGAGGCCCGGACACAGAUGAUCUUAUUGCGUAGGAGUGUGGAAGGGGCCUCAAGCGACAAUGGUUGUGAAGUUAAGAAUAGAAAAUCAAUGCUUUCAAGGCACCUAAACUCUCAGGUGAAGAAAACCUCUACCAGGUGGUGUCAUAUUGUGCGUGAUUCAGAUAGUCUAGCUGAAUCAGAAUUUGAAUCAGCAGUCUUCAGCCAGGGAUCCAAAUCCGGUGUGUGUAGUGGCUCUCCAAUCCUGAAUAUGUUGAGAAGAGACUCAGAAAGUACCCGCCAUGACUCGGAGACAGAGGAUAUGUUAUGGGACGACCUGCUGCAUGGCCCAGAGUGCCGGUCAUCUGUCACCAGUGACAGUGAGGGUGCUAAUAUGAAUAACCUUCACUCAGGAACCAAACGGGACCCCAAAGAGGAUGUUUUCCAGCAGAACCAUUUAUUCUGGCUUCAGAACUCAAGCCCGGCCUCUGAUCGAGUUAGUGCAAUAAUCUGGGAAGGGACUGAGUGCAAAAAGAUGGAUAUGUCUGUGUUGGAAAUAAGUGGUAUCAUCAUGAGUAGGGUUAACGCAUAUCAGCAAGGAGUAGGUUAUCAGAUGCUGGGAAAUGCUGUCACUGUUGGAUUAGCAUUCUUUCCUUUCUUAUAUCGACUUUUCCGUGAGAAGAGCCUUGACCAGCUAAAGUCCAUUUCUGCUGAGGAGAUCUUGACUCUCUUUUGUGGCGCACCACCUGUCACACCUAUUAUUAUUUUGUCUAUAAUUAAUUUUUUUGAACGAUUGUGUCUUACAUGGAUGUUUUUUUUCAUGAUGUGUGUGGCUGAGAGAACAUAUAAACAGAGAUUUUUAUUUGCAAAACUCUUCAGCCAUAUUACUUCUGCCAGGAAAGCUAGGAAAUAUGAAAUACCUCAUUUCAGACUUAAAAAGGUGGAGAACAUUAAGAUAUGGUUAUCACUUCGUUCCUAUCUAAAGAGACGUGGUCCACAACGCUCGGUUGAUGUGGUUGUCUCUUCAGUUUUCUUACUAACACUUUCGAUUGCUUUCAUAUGUUGUGCUCAGGUUCUCCGAGGACAUAAAACUUUCCUGAAUGAUGCUUAUAAUUGGGAGUUUUUGAUCUGGGAAACGGCUUUACUACUUUUCUUACUGCGCCUGGCCUCAUUGGGAUCUGAAACUAAUAAGAAGUACAGCAAUGUUUCAAUAUUACUUACUGAACAGAUUAAUUUAUAUCUUAAGAUGGAAAAAAAGCCAAAUAAGAAAGAACAACUUACUUUAGUAAACAAUGUAUUAAAGUUGUCCACCAAACUGUUGAAAGAACUGGACACACCAUUUAGACUUUAUGGACUGACCAUGAACCCCCUUAUUUAUAACAUCACACGUGUAGUUAUCCUUUCUGCUGUCUCAGGUGUUAUAAGUGAUCUUCUAGGAUUUAAUAUAAGACUGUGGAAAAUUAAGUCAUAAGCUGAGCCAUAUGUCUGGACUUUCCCCUGCUGACACCAGUAGUUACCACCCAUGGAGGGAAGAGACGGCUGCAGAAACCAUGAUAUCCAUCUGCUUAUUCAUACCUCGGGCCUCAGCGCUGCCUAACCUAACACAUGGUGUCAUAAGAAGAGCAAAUCCUUUUCAACCUGGGCUUGCAUGCCAUAGACUCUACAUUUUAUAUUUUCAUGGUCUUCAAACAAUAUAAAUAGCCAGGAGACUAAAGACUGUUAUGGGAACACAGGAACAACUUUUUAAGUUAGGAAAAUUGAUUCUGGGCAUGUCAGUGUUGUGACGGUAUUUACUGGAAAUAGUCUUUUGGGUAACUCUGGUAGAUGCCCAAAGCAUGAAACAAAUAUUCUUUAUUAUAAAUAUGUAAAUUCAGUACUUUUCUAUAUAGGACAUUCUAUGGAAUUGGAGAUUUCAUUUCUCUAACAAAGAGGUCAAAUUAAAAAUAUUUUAGGCUGAACCCAAAUAAAAAAAAUUUACUGGAAA